AUGAUUAAAAAAUCAUCAACCAUAAAGAUAAAAGGAAUUUUGACUAUAAUAGCAGGAUUCCUACUCAAUAUUACUAAUGGCUCGAUAUUUUUAUGGGGAACUAUUAAUAUCUACAUAACAUCUUACUUUAGGUAGAAAAAUGAUCCAGAUUUAUCUCUCAGUAUAGGAGGAGCUAUAUUUCCUCUUAUGACAGCAGCUUUUGCUACAGGAGUGCCUUUAGGAAUUAAAGGCAUUAAGAUUUUUGGAUAAGCUAGAUAUAUAUUGCUAAUAAGCUCAGCUAUUUCCUCUCUUUUGGUUAUUUUUUCUAGUUACGCCCAGAAAUUUUAUUAAUUUGCAAUUAUCUAUGGAGUUUUAAAUGGCUUGGCUGCAGGGUGCAUUUGUUUUAUUCCUAUCUAUAUGGGAUAUUUGCACUUUCCUAAUAACAAAGGACUUAUCUCUGGAAUUAAUACAUGUGGAUUCUCGUUUUGCUCAUUUUUAUUUGGAUUGUUGUUUACUAAACUAGUCAAUCCUGAUGGACUUUUACAGAAUUCAAAUCCUGACGGAUAUUCAUACUUUGAUGGUGAUUCCAUUUCUGUAGCGUAAAAUGUGCCUGAAGCUCUAAGAACAAUUGGAUACAUAUUUUUGAGUGUUUCGAUUUGUGCUUCCUUUCUCGUAUUUUAUCAUCCUAAUUAAAUUGGAGAAGAAGAAAAAAGACUUAAAAAAUAGCUUUAAUUAGCUUAACAAGAAAAGAAGCAUUUAUAAGAUAACUUGAUUUCAAUAGAAUAGGAGAUAAAAUAAGUUGAAUCAAAUAAUGAAUAAAAUAUAAAAUAAUUUUAAGAUCAAUAAGCUUAGCUUUAAAAUUACUAAUAACAUAGUUAACACUGUUAAGAGAUGCUGAUACACAAUCAAUAAAUUAUUGUCUAAAAGAUAAGAAUAUCAGAAAUUGAGGAAUAAGUUCUACAAGAAAAGAUAGAAAUAUCUCAUAAAAAAGAUGAAUAAACAAGUUAAGCAUACGCUAAUUAAAUAAUUAUUGACGAAAUUCAAUGCAAUGUAGAAUAUCCUACUAAUGUAAGAGACAAGAAAACUAGUGUAGAAAAGGAUUUUUAAAAGAUGCUUGAGCAGAUGUAAAACGAGCAUUAAAAUCAUAAUAAGGAAUAACAUAUCAAUGUAAAUGUGCAAGAAAAUGAGAUAAAUGCAUAAACUGCCUCAGAAGACUUAGCAAAAAAAGAAGAACAAAUCAAAGAAGAAUUAAAAAUGGCUAAAAAGUAAUAAGAAGAAAUAGACGAACUUGACAAAUUAGGAGCGCCUAACAUUUUAACAGCAUUAAAAUAGCCAAAAUUCUACUUGUCUAUAUUUUUAGCUAUUCUUUGUCUUAGUUUUGGAUCAUUAAUUAAUGCAAACUAUAAAUCAAUAGCCAAAGAUUAUGGAUUCAAAAGUGACAGUUUUCAAGCAAUAGUUGGUUCUCUAGCUGGUAUAGCAAAUGGAAUAUCAAGACCUAUUUGGGCAGGUUUGUUAGAUAAAUUCAAAUACAAGAACUUGUUAAUACUAGUUAUUUGCUUAUAGAUAGCUACAUGCUUAUCUCUCCAAGCUACUAAUCAAAGUAUGGUGUUUUUUGCUGUUUGGGUUUUUUUGAUAUAAUUUUUCUAUGGAGGAGUCUUGGGAAUGUUACCUGCAUUUUCUGCUUAACUAAACGGUGUAAAAAUAGGUUCAUAGCUAUUUGGUUUCUACUUUUAUGGAUUCAGCAUUGCAAAUCUGAUUUAAUUUAUAUUAGUUUUAGAGUUAAAAAAAGAGAUAGGUUUCAAUAAUAUCUUUUACAUUUGCUUAGGUCAACUAGUUUUGGCACUAAUAAUAAUUAAUUACUUUUAAUUUAAAAUAAAAUGGUCAAAAUACUAUUUAGUAUAGAAGCAAGAGACAUUGAAAACUUAAUCAAAUGAAAACAUUUAAAUAAAUACUAUAAGCAGCGAAAUAAAUUAAUUAAAAUUAGUUGUAACAAGCACAUAAUGA
Tetrahymena thermophila SB210 is the source of this 1983-nucleotide messenger RNA. Its product is annotated as oxalate/formate antiporter family transporter. The transcript has a single exon. The record is from RefSeq and is a predicted model, not a curated record. NCBI's taxonomy places the organism in Eukaryota, Ciliophora, Oligohymenophorea, Hymenostomatida, Tetrahymenidae. Gene Ontology annotation, biological process: transmembrane transport. Gene Ontology annotation, molecular function: transmembrane transporter activity.